Molecule: messenger RNA, 726 nt
Organism: Aureobasidium musti
Lineage: Eukaryota; Fungi; Ascomycota; Dothideomycetes; Dothideales; Saccotheciaceae
Source: the annotation of a GenBank genome assembly
AUGCACUCGAUGCUGUUCUCGGUGCUUGCAUUUGCAGCCUUGCUGCUGCCGACUCAGGCCCUCUACUUCUACAUUGACGGCCCCUCCCAAAAGUGCUUCUUCGAGGAGCUUCCCAAGGACACCCUGGUAGUUGGUGAGUAUCUUCUUUCUCCUAUUUGCUUGCAACCAUCUAACAACCUCAACUCAGGCCACUACACCGCCACACAAUGGAACGAGCAAAGCCGCAGAUACGAAGCCAACCCUGACAUGGGCCUCUACAUCAGCGUCGACGAAAUCUUCGACAACGACCACCGCAUCGUCUCCCAGCGCGGAAACUCUCAAGGCCGCUUCACCUUCUCCGCCGCCGACUCUGGCGACCACCGUAUCUGCUUUACUCCCACCAACGUCCCUUCCGCCCAAGGCUGGCUCGCAGGCGGCUCCUCAGCCGGAAACAUCAAACUCGAAGUCGACAUGGCUAUUGGCGAGACCUCGCGCAUCGAGAGCGACGACAAGCACAAGAUCACCGACAUUGUCUCCAAAGUCAAGGACUUGAAUGCCAGACUCAGCGAUAUCAGAAAGGAGCAGGUUUUCCAGAGAGAGCGUGAGGCCGAGUUCAGAAACAUGUCCGAGCACACCAAUGCUCGUGUUGUGCGUUGGACUCUUGUUCAGCUUGCCAUUCUGGGUGUCACUUGUGCCUGGCAGCUCUCGCACUUGAGAAACUUCUUUAUCAAGCAGAAGCUUACUUAG